Messenger RNA from Polypterus senegalus (gray bichir), 3552 nucleotides. Its product is annotated as nuclear factor interleukin-3-regulated protein-like. Gene Ontology annotation, cellular component: nucleus. NCBI's taxonomy places the organism in Eukaryota, Metazoa, Chordata, Cladistia, Polypteriformes, Polypteridae. The transcript is spliced from 2 exons. The record is from RefSeq and is a predicted model, not a curated record. Gene Ontology annotation, biological process: regulation of DNA-templated transcription; circadian rhythm. Gene Ontology annotation, molecular function: DNA binding; DNA-binding transcription factor activity. Bases 785 to 2437 code for a protein of 550 amino acids.
GAGAGAGAGAGAGGGAGAGAGAGAGAAAGUGGAAACGUGACUAGGCACUCAAAGAGGGCUGUUAUGCAACGAAUGACCUACUAACAUACAUUCAGGAGGGAAACUGGAGCAAGCCGCGAAACAUAACAUGAGGAUCUGAGACGAAAUAGUAAAAGGACGAGCGGGGCACCGGAGUGCAGGCAGCGCGACGGACAUCUCGACAUACGCGAGAGAGACGCAGUGAUCGCUGGACAGCUCGAGACGAGUCUCCGCAGUGGGAAAGCAGGUGCGCAGCAGGCUUCUUUCUCGGCACUCGCGUCCAUUCUUGGCUCUUCUCACUGGAAGUUCGAUGAAUCAGGAGGAUCGUCUCCUUGGCUCUCGCACACGAAGUCGAUAGGUGGCAGCCUUUCCAAAGCUGGAGUUGUGUCCAAAGACGAGGAAUCCUGGAAUGUCUUGGGACUGCUGAACCCUGCAGGAAAGAUCCGGAAUCUUCUUCCGUCCCCAGAAGGUCAGCCUGUGCCCAUCGGCUUCUCACUGACCGCUGACUUUGUGGAAUUUCCAUCUGCCACUACUCAAAACUUACUCUUGGUUCACCAAAGACGAGACCCCUUAGUAUGUCAGCUAAGUGCCCGACUGCUUUAUCUGGCACGGGUCACCCACCGUUUUUUGCUAACCUUGUGACCUAAGCCUCCCACGGCCAAAAAAAAAAACACAAAAUCGGUUGGUUUGGUGAACAUUUUUUUUCCCACCUUGGAUCUUCAAUGCCAGCUGAACCGCGCCAAGUAAAGCUGGCCGCUACCGGAGAAUGGAAAGCCUAACGCCGCCAUCGGUCACGAUUUCAGAAAGUUUCACUGCCUUUGAUGACGACCUCGCCUCCCCUCGACCCCCGAGGCUCCUGAAAAACAAGCUUAACAUGACCUGCCGACGCAAGCGAGAAUUCAUCUCGGAGGAGAAGAAGGACGCCUCCUACUGGGAGAAAAGGCGCAAGAACAACGAGGCGGCCAAGCGCUCCCGGGAGAAGCGGCGCCUCAACGACAUGGUCCUGGAGAACCGCGUGUUGGCGCUCAACGAGGAGAACGUGCGGCUGAAGACGGAGCUGCUACAGCUGAAGCUUCGCUUCGGGCUCAUCAGCACGGCGUCCUACGUGGAGAAAAGCCAGCAGAUCAGCGGCAACGCAGUCAACCAUUACUUCUCGGGCGGCUACUCCAGCGGCUCCCAGGUCAUGCUCAAUUCGGAUUCCUCGGAGGCGGAGCAGUCUGUCCGGGGGCGGGGCAACAACACGUUGGCAAAAUACUCGCCACGAGGCUCCCUUUCCGAUAUGUCGGACGGCUCUUCCAGGGACAGCCCCGAGCCCAUGAACUAUGAGCUCAAGCACGACGGCUCGCACAUGGACAUGUCCUGCCUGGACGCGGACACUUCACCAAUGAUAUUCCGGAGCAUAAACUCUAAACCCGAUCACGAACUGGAAACGGCGCUGGACUUCAAUGACAAGCAGGCCGGCGAACUUCCCUCAAUGGUGGCGCCCUCUAGAGGAGUGAUCCUGUACAGGAGCAGCGGCAGCUCCUACCUUGUGGACAGCCAGGCACUGCUGGACUUGGAGAAACAGCCACGACUGGCACCACUGGGGGGAGGCCCACUCAAGCCAGACGUCCCGGACCAACUCUCGGAAGAAGCUGCUCAGCCGGAAGAGAUGGAACCCAAGUCUCCCUCUCCUUAUAAGACGUUAGUGAUGGACACGCACCAAUAUCGGGAGCAUCCACAUCUCCCCCCGAGUUCGUUUGCUCCGGAUCUGGGGAAGACCGGAUGUGGUGACCACCAAGAGGCGUGUUCUCCGGCCUAUGAUCAUUCCUAUCAUAGCUCCCAAGAUGAAGAACCGCCAGUCCUCACCUUCGAAGGCAGGAGGCAUUCGGACGUCUACUUACACGAGAGCUUAACCAAAGAUUGCUCCUCCACCGAUGGAGACGUGAGGAGUUCAGAUAAGGAGACGUCUGCCGAUGAAGAUUCACCGUCGUUCUCCUCCUCCUCCUCGUCUUCUGAAUCUGGAGGAUACCACGGGCUCUCAGCCCAGUCACUCUCACCCACAGUGGUGGCACCAGCUCUGCUUGGCUCCGCUGAAGGUCAGGUGGAGGUCAAAGCUACCGCCCUGCCACACAAGCUGCGCCUCAAGUACCGGGCGCUAAGCAACAGCGGGGGCAGCCCACCCGAGUUGUCGGCAGCGUUACCACAGCACCCUUACCUAGCACUUACUCACGUCAGCCUGCCAUCUGCUCUUGAGAAGGACAGUCCCAGCAGAUGCCAGGUCUAUGAACACAUGCCCGUCAUGCCCACCAGAGACCCUAACGGCUUCUGUAAAGUCGGGGCUCCAGAGUCACCGCAGGGGGAAGUAAAAUACCGUGAGGAGAACUCAUCGAAGGAUUUCGAGAGGCGGGCUGCUUGUCGGAACAAGCGGCGUGACUGAGCAGGGAGACGGCGGAGUCGGCAGGAUCGACCGACCACUUGGCCAAAAAAAAGCCCCUGCUGGCUCAACAGUUGAGGUGGCCCGGGUGACUUGGCGAGCUGACCCCGUAAGCACUUAGGGAAGGAAAUGCAGUGACAGAGAAUGGAACUCCUUUGGGAUCCGGGGAGAAGUGGAGGUGGGGGAAAUGGGGGAAGCCGAAUCUCGACUCUUCUUCUUCUUCUCCUUCUUCUCCUUUGUCAUUGUUAUUCGUUUUUGACUGACAAGUUCAACGGGGCCACCAACUGGACUUUUGUUGCUGGAGACAUUUCUUCAACCAAAGAACCACCCCACAAGUCCACUCCCACUGCGCCGGCUUCCAUUCCCCAUUGGGACGCCGCAAGAACUUUCUUCCACGUCUCUUUUUUUAUGGAGCACUUGGACUGUAAAUGAGUGUGAAAUAUUAUAGUACAUACGAUAUAUACAAAUUUUAUUUUAUGGAACAGAUACCACACACGCAUAUACUGUAUGCAUUUGGGUGGAGGCAUCACCUGGGCACAGUCAGUCUUGCACCUUUGUCAGCUGAGUGACCCCAAGCCACUGUCUUUGUUUGCCACUUUCUGGUUGGACUCCCAGCCACCCAAAAUGGCUGCAAACUGCUUCAUUCCAGCACAAUAAAACGGUUCCAACUUUUUCCAAGAGCCUUUGUGUGGACCAUCCUGAGGUACCAAAAAAACGCCUUUUUCCACUACGGCCCACCGACUGCCCUUACGUUUGCUCAAUGGGUUCUCAUUGCUCCCCAUUUUCAUGCACUUUUGCCACACUGGCACUGACGAUAUGUGGACCUGGGAGUAAGUCAUUGUGACUUGGGUGUAUAUAGCGCCUUUCACAGGUAUUCGAUGGAGGAGACCAAAACUGAACAGCAUGCCACCACAUUUUUCAGCCCGGCGUGGUAUUGCAGGCUGGCAUAGCGGGCAGUGCCACCGCCCCCUGUGGUUUAGAGAUUGACUCUUGAUCGGAAUUUGUGGUGCUUGUAAUGAACAUCCUGCCAGUGUGACUUGGUGUGGGCCAGCAAAAGGGUGGGCUGCACUUCAUUUUGGUGGGCAGGCAGGCAAACAGAGGUUGAGUGCAUUCGGGUG